Molecule: messenger RNA, 16140 nt
Organism: Anopheles funestus (African malaria mosquito)
Lineage: Eukaryota; Metazoa; Arthropoda; Insecta; Diptera; Culicidae
Gene: Mef2
Product: myocyte-specific enhancer factor 2
Exons: 10
Coding region: 14324-16021 (565 amino acids)
Biological process (GO): cell differentiation; positive regulation of transcription by RNA polymerase II
Molecular function (GO): DNA-binding transcription factor activity, RNA polymerase II-specific; protein dimerization activity; RNA polymerase II cis-regulatory region sequence-specific DNA binding
Source: RefSeq, a predicted model, not a curated record
AUUCCCUAGAUGUUUUGUAUUGGACGGGCUACUAGUGGCGAUGGUAGGCCGUUUUUGGUAUUCCAUGUACUCGUUGUCAUCUUGUACCACGGAUUCGGUACCGCCCGUUUGAAUAGAAUAUUCGAGGUGCUUUCUUUUCUUCUUAGUUGCACAUUAAGAUGACUCAUGAAGUGGUAUUGCAUUUCAGUUCUCAGCAGUUGUCCUUACCGCAUAAUCCUACGGGAAAUCCUCACCUUACAUACGCGAUUAUCUCCCGGGAAAUGUUUUUCACUGCAAUCUUUCCCGAGCCACAACAUCGGAUCGUCAUUUUUCAUUCAACCGAAUGUGUAUAUGGGUUUUUUUUUCUCUUGGCGAUGUUUCAUCACGGCAGCUGGAUCGCUAUGGCAGGAGAAUCUCGCAUGCGCAUACACGAUCGUCUCUACCGAGUAGACGAUCUUCGUCGACACCCACAGCUGAGGUGACUAACUAUGUCCGGGGAAAUUUUCUCGUCCAGUUCAAGAUGUUGGAUGUGCUAAACAUCUUGCUCCUGAUGCGUAGCACAGAACCAAACUGUCCCGAUUAGGCGCAGUUUCUUAUUAUUACAGUUCUAACGACAACACUUGCGUGCAGCUGUCCGGAAAGUCUGUACAUAUUUUUUUUUGCAUCAACGCAUGUCUUCUCUUUCACUAGGGUUUGUACGGAACAGGAGCAAUGAUCGUCAUCAGCUAACAGUUUGAGGGAGUCAUUCUCUUUGAAAUAUUUUCGAAAAACGCUGUUUAAUAUUUAGUGAUGAACGAAGAGAUGAACUGGAAUAUACCUCACAAUCGGCUAUAAAUGUUAAGAAACUAAUUCUCAUAUUUUAGCAUCUAGUACUGGGUUGUGAAAUUGACACAAAACAUAAUCUAACCGACCUCAAAAAAGUCCACACAUAGCAGAGUUCUUGGUGUGUUGAUGGCGCUGAUUUUAUCCGCUGUUCGUCGGACGCGACAGAAUCGGUAUCUGCGCAUCGUCCCCCGUCCAUGGACGAAUAGAAAAGAAAACAAAAAAAACAAACCUACCAAUACAGAUACACGAGUGAGCGAGGUGCGCACAUUUUCCCACUGUUCCAUUAGGUUCGGACUAGAAAAAGGAAGAAAUUAAAAGACACUCUGCAGAGGCGCACGCGCCGUUCAUCCUAAAUCAAAGUGUCUUUAGUUGAGCAGGGAGUACAUAGUAGCACACUGGGGAAAGAAAGGUCGGUUUGGUGCGUGCGCGUUUGUAGCACGAUCGUCGGUAAAUCAUUAGAGUUAAGCCAUGUUGGCCGCCCUAGAGCAUAUAUCAGACCAGAUGCGGAGGGAGUAGGACAGAUCAGUUUAUUAACGCAUACAUGCUACGUGUGUUCCGGAUCGGGUCGGAGGAAAAUGCAUCGCAUAGAAAGCCCCACUCGAGCACAGACCGAGCGCUGCGUACUACUGGUAUUGGUGGCAAACCGUUCGUUUCCUUUGGUCGGCAUACGUUCAGUUUGCCAGUUUUCCUCCCUUCAGUUUUCCAUCUCUUCCUUUGCUUAUUUCAUGUUCCGGCCCAGAUAUACCUGGUUUAAGUUUCAAAAUGCGCGUUGUUUUCGGUUUGCUCUUUUAAUGAGCACCGGCACCAGUAAGCGACCCUUUACGGGCACUCUUUUCUGGAUUCUAUCGCUCCGAGCGGGGUGUGGUGAGCACCGUGUGCAAGGGUGGAAAAUGUCUCGAUCUUCUCGAGAUCCUAAUUGCUUCUUCAUUUCCAUCUACCCAUGCUGGUUGUAUGGACCAGUCCGGAUGGGUAAGAGCUGAUGAUGGGAUUUCAAAGUCGUCGUUCUCGUUCGUUCUUCAAGAUGUCAUUCCACUUCCAUCCGAAAACGCACUGCGCCUGGCACGGAGGCACGUGCUGCAGCCGCACGACGAAUGCGUUUCCGGUGGCGGUUUCAUGUGACAUGCACGUUUUAAAUUGAAGCCGAGAUAUCGUCCAAAGCAGACAGCACACAAUAUCGAGACGAAAUCUCUCGGGGAAUAGGAAUGGGUAUGGGUGGGAUGAGUUGAGUGUGUCUCGUGCGUACGUUUCGUUGCACGUUUUUCCGGCUACUGAAGAUACGUUUGGCUGCAUUAUUGUUGGCGACUGUUGUCCUAGGAAAGGAUGUAAACGGAGGGGAAAAUGGUAUCCUGGGUGUGCUGUCAUAAUUACUGCAAGGAAACGAGUGUGCGGAAGGCGGAUGAAGACUUACGAGAAGCGUUUCCAUUUCGUAAGGCAAAACCUCGCUUAACUUCACAAACCUCACCAUCAAGCAAUUCUGGAACGAACGAAAAAUGUCAUUACCGCCGGUUCUGUGGUGUUUUUCGAUUUUACCAAGAUGCAAUUACUUGUCUUUUUCUUAUGGUUACAAGUUUUCCGUCUCCGCUCCUCGCAACGAUGGGGUUUUUAUUAGAGUUGUUGUUAUUUUUUCGUUACCGAAGAUAUUCAUCUCGAUAGGGGUUUUUGCUGCCCGCUGCACGCUACAUGGUCGUCAUCCAUUCGCGUCAGAAGUCAAACGCUUGUGGGUGGUGAAUGAAAUGGAAAACUGGCGACGUGCCAGGAGCGAACGAAAGUGACGUCUUUGGAUGUUUGGAAAACAUCGAACCGAAAACUGAGUCUAACGGCAACAAAUAUAAAAUAAUAACACUUUUGAAAAACACACUCCGUACAAGACCAAUGUUGAUGAAACUCUAUACGAAUGCUUGCCUCAACCGUGAGCGUGUGUUUUAUUUUUUCAUUUUAUAUCUUUUUUACUUGAACUGUUCGAUGAUUUUUAUAUUUUCUGAUCCUUUUUUCGGAAACUUUUUGUUGCUGCGCGUUGUUGGCUAGGUAGGCAAACUGGGAUAUUACAAUGCGCCGAAAAUUUGCAGCUCUUGAGCUGCUCGGAUAUGAAUGUAAUCAAAUUAUUCGCGCACGUGCUCCUUUCGCGUACCGUUCGCUGGAGAAUGGUGCGAUUGGAAAGUGGCAAGACAUUGCCAUAGAAUGCUUGUUAGCAAUCGAUCGAAUGGAAAUUCAUGAUUUUUUCUACCACAAAGGACCAUAAAGAAGAUACGGUAAACGGUAUACGGUGUUGCAUGAAUUAUGAUUUCCUUCUGUAGCUUUACAAGAUUUGGCAAGUUUAAAAGUCAAAUGUUUCGGUUUCUUUUGGUACGUGUUGACACAGUACAUGAAACAAACUUCUCCUUAAUGUACGUACGUUUCUAGCGAAAGAGGAAAAGAUCUUUAGUUAUUGAUGCUUUCUUAUUGUAUCUAAUAACACGAACUUCUAAGGGUUACACGUUUAGCGGAAAGCUUUUUUGUGUACUUCCGGUAGAGAGUACCUAUAUGUUGCUUUUCAUCAUCUGUUCUCUCAUGAUGAUUGAAAAAUCAUUUUCAAAGUUACCAGAGUACGGAACGGAAGUAUGUGGAAUGAGUUGUUUCGUUACCAUUAUUAUCCUGUUUCGCCCUCAUUAAAGCACGUUUUUUUGUACCGGGGUGUCGUUAGCAAACUGUCAUUUUUUACUCUCUACAGCAACCAAAAAAGCAUCUUGGUGAGUGUUUUUUCGUUUUGUUUUGCCUGUCAACUCUCCCGCUCUUCCGAACCGUUUUGUCAUGCCGAUUGUCGAAAACCUCGGGCGUGAAAUAUUAAUUUGUCCGUGGUGCGUUUCGUACUUGUUGGGUUGUUUUUUUGUUGUUGUUGUUGGUCCCAUUUCAUCUUCUUGUAUCCUUCCUCCCGGCUCGUGUCGAUUUUUCUCGCUUUUCUUCGCGAGCUGUUGUUCAAACGCAACAACCUACCGAUCUGACCUCCAUCGUUGAUCUCCUCGGCGAUUUCCUCUUAGUCGAGCUGUUGCUACCGUUGCUUGGGUUCGAUGUGGCGUUGCGCAACCAACCAAAAUCCCAAGAAACUGUCGAAACGUGCUGACUUCGGGUGUCAAACGCGCGCAGCAGUGAAUAUAUCUUUGAAUGGAAAAUGAGGUGUUUCCCCGUGUGCGCGUUUGUGCGAUGUAAAAGGUGUGUGAACCUUUGUGUGCUGUAAUCGACGGACUGAUCGACGUCUGGGCGUGUAGGUGGAUGGUUACCGUAAGGAUGCAGUGAACGCUUCUGACAGGAUCGCAAAGAAACCGGGCUAAGAAAAACAAAAUGGUGCCUAAUUUAUUCGAAUUUUGAAGCGGUUGUUCUACCACGAUGGAAUCUUAAUUAGGGUCUCUGUGUGUGGAAUAUUUUUAUACCGUUUGAUAUUAUUAUGCCGGCACUUUCCGGUUCCGAGAAAUGAAGAAACGUGAGUAUAAAUUGAGUAAGACGUAAGGAAUCAAUCAAAUUGAACCUUUAACUAAUGCUGAAUGUUGAAUGUAAUUUUGCUACUUUACCGUUAGUAGAGUUGGAAUUCAACUAUUUCAUUGCCGGGAGCUACGCAUUGACAAAAAGUCGAGCCUAUAAAUAUGAUUCAAAAAAUGUGUAGCAUGCUUACGAGUAUAAUAUGUUUACUUAUGCAUGAGAAGAUUAUUCAGCAGCUCAUAUUUCGGCGGAGUGGAACUCGUCAUGUUGUAUCGCAUUAUAGCCUAUUUUCAUGGUAUCGGUACGGGGCUCAUGUUUCAUUAUUUUUGCAAUCCAAAAUUCGACUCCAUACUUCUGCUGCUGAACAUUCGCGCAAAACAAUGAAAGUGGAACUAUUUAUUUUACAUGGCUUGAAUUCACAUAUGGGGAAUCUAAAAGCACCACUUCUAGGUGCUGGCCUGUACUCAUUCAUUAUCUCUUUUCUUCGUUCUAUCGCUCAUUAUUCUAUUUCGUCUUCCUGCAAAAUUGUAGCAACAGAAACCCAAGUGUUGUGGGCUCCUUUUUUCUCUCUCCAUGUUUUCAAUGUUGCUGUUUGCGUAAUUGGAGCAGAUGUGGCUACUGUCUGCUAUGCGCAACCGAAUACCGUAUCGUACUCCGGUUGAGCAUUCAAAUUUGGCGAUCUUUAUGCGGUAUAAUGAGAAAAACCCGCUCGUUUUUUGAUGUUUGAAUUGCGUGGAAAGGUUAGUGAAUUAUUGUAAUAGCUUGAGCAAUAUUUUGCUCACAUUUUCGAUCAUUGCAGCUUGUGCAAGUCAUUCAGUAGGCUAAUUUUUUAUUCUUCGCUAAACAUUCGUUGCGGGUCCGUUGUUCUUGAUAGUUCUUGCUGAGACAAACCAAGCUGGCUAGAAAGAAUGAUAGCGAUAGCGGUGUAAUCAACGACCACGUUCGCCAGCCAGCGUACGCUCGCAUUGUGUGACCCCGAGCAGACUUGCCGACACAUCGCAUCUUACUCCUGCAGAAUCGAUUGGCUGCGCUGGCUGGAGCGGCCUGUGACACACAUGUGUUUAUCGCUUCAACUAGCAAAAGGACUACGACCUCCCGUCCGAGUGCAGAGGCAAUCCCGGCACUUCGUCUUUCAGUGCUUUUUUUAUGUUUCUGUUAUUUCUGUAUCUUCUUUUCGCUCCUUCGUGUCCUUUCCUGAAUGGCCCACUUGGGAGAUGCGAUCUUGUUUUCCAACAUCUGGUCGAGUGUCUGUAACAUUUUAGUCACUGUGGUGUGUUUCUUUGGUUACUUUUUAUCUUUCAACUAUCCUUUGUAGUCUAAACCGCAUCAGUAACCAGGAUUUCGACCAUCGUUUGGAACUCCAGGGGGAACAUCAUGCCAAGCGAUGGUUCUGUAUUUAAAGGAACAGCAACGGUUUGUGAUGGCUGCGAUUUGUAAUUUCUUCCUGGUGGGUUUCUCUGUCCAUGAGAAAAAUUAGAUCACCCGUCUCGGCAUGAGCUUGGCAAUAACACACCGUGUGACGAUCAAUCCAAGAGAGAAGUAGAGAAACACGUUGAUCAAAAUCCCGAUCAUGUGCGAUACGAGCCAGAAAAUGAAUUUUAUGACCAGCGAGUAUUAGUCAGUUGCGGAAUGCAGACAAAAGAAGAAAACAGCCCGUCAAAUAGCGAUAAAAUUCUCCACCAUUGGGAUGGAAACAGCGUGGCUAAACGAUUGAAAUUUCUGCCCUGCUCGUGUGGUCGUAAAAAACAGGCAGAUGUGUGUAUGCAAAUGAACGUGCAGAAGCCGGAAGGAGUGGUUCGAACGCGAAGGGCGACCCAAUGCGUAUGGAACGUAUUUUAUUGCUAUCCGGUAGCGAUGUAGCAGCCGGCUUUUCUCAGAGAUGGUGCGUUUAUGGAUGUUUUCCUUUUUUUCGGCAAGCAAAACCGUUCGGGGAGAAAACAGAGCAAGACCCUGGGAUGCGCUUCCCGGUCGUCUUUGCCAUUAGCCGGCACGCGCUCUUUCUUAUGAAUGCACAGCAGUGCAGCAAGCAUAAUGAUUUGUUUCGAUGGUGUCGAUGUUUUGAAAUUCGAACACGCAGAUGGAUGGUGUUGCAGUUACACAAAAGGGUUCCUGCAGCCGAUUUCCGAUGCAGAAAGCAAACAAAGCGUUCAUUUGCUUCAAGAGAGCGCAAUUGUUUCUAUAUUGUCAAUUAGUUUCCUGCAGUAUGAUGCGAGAGUAACACUACUCAUUUCUUCCCCGGGGGGUUGAGUACAACAGAAUAAUGACAAACGUGACUGUAAAGCUGUUAUACGAAGCAUCACCCUCUGUGAUGCUUUUCUGGCUUAGAGACGAACUUUAAACAAUUGUUUCGUUUUAAAAGGCGCCUAAUAACGAUGCGGUGAGACGGAACCAUGGAUUUGGGGUGGAAUGACAGUGAAAAGGCUGCUAGAAUUUUAAAGGUGUCCGUUAUGAAUCGGUUAGGAGAAUCGCAUUUGCUAAUAAUCAAAGCACGAUCGUAUAUAGUCGUGGAGUGAUGGUCAACCAGCGACACCUUCGAAGCGGACGACGAUCAUUGGCGAGAGCGUGAGUAGCUGUGUGAAGCAUAAACUUGAUUGAUUUGCCUGAAGGCACUCUUACCGGGUGGGCGAGGAACAAAGCAUGGAGCAGUUAAUUAUUAUCUUGGCCGUCGUAAAAAUCGAAAAGCGUCGUAAAAGCGUCAAUCAUUGUGUCGGACUCGUUGAGAAGAAUGUUUUUUUCUUCUUAAAGCUAGCGAAAGAUAUCGUUUCUCCAAUUUUUUGAGAAAUAUUGUGUUAUUUUCAAUCAGCAUUACUAUAUGUAAUAUAUGCUAAAGAACGUAUUUGACUGCAUUAUGUUAAAUUUAUGGAUAUAAAAUAGUAAUAGAGACGUUGAUCCUGUUAUACUCCAUUCCCAGUGCCCGGACAAUGGCCUUGGCAUUCUUAAAACUGAUUUCUUUGUUUUGAUUUGCCUUCGUUGGAAAAUAAGUUCCGUUACUAGACACAAAGAUUCUUAUUCUUCUUGGCAUAACGACCUCUAAGGUCAUGUCGUCCAUUUCUGGUUUACGAGACUUAUUUUACCACGUAUAGCUGAAUAGUCAGUCCUUGCUACCGAGGAACGAUCCGGAUGGGAUUUGAUUCCCGGUCCUGCCGUGUGGACCGGCACCGUUUAUCACAUACACCACCGGGCCGCCACAUUCGGAUUCGACAGCCUAUUAGUCUAUUACCACUAAGAUUAUAAGGGUUAAACAAUUUUUCGCUUGAUUCAUAGCAAACUAAAAAGGUAUUUAGUAUUUGAUUUUUAUAAAGUACAUAGCUCAUAAGCCAAAAUUUCCCAGCUAGUCGGAACUCGCUAUCUGUCAGCUUUAAAUCGUACAGCUGGAAAAAGGCAACGUUCCGUUAGGGUUUUCCCUGAGACGCAUCCUUAAACGCACAUUCAACAGGUUCCUUCACUGAACCAAGAAUUGAACUCUCGUUCUAUACGUGCGUUUAUCUGGUUCACGCGCAUUAGUUCACUGGUUUCCCGGAGCAUAUUCUCGCAGAAUCCACUUCUAUCGUCUUCCUGCCCUGAUCAGUACAGCAAAACACGCAAACUUCGCUUCACGUGCCAACACACACCGCUCUAUGAGGAAGGAAAAGGUCAAUUGAUUUCCCUUGGGCGAGAUUUUUCCGAUCGAAAGCUUUUUGCUGCCGGUGUGACCGUCCUUUCGCAUAUAGUUUCCAUACCUUCGCUUUGCUCUAUUUAUUUCGAAAGCAUCCGUUUUCGCAUCCUUGUCUGGAACGUAAAAUGGGAGAGCAAUGUUUCCUGCCGUUGUUUAUUGUUUUUGUGUAGAAAGGUGGCAGAGUCUGCCCAGUUUUCCCAUCGCGUUUCCAUUCAGUGGGAAACUGGAAUGCCUCAUUUCGCUCCAUUAGCUCUUGCGCCGUGUCACUCGCUCUAGUCACUAGUGUAGAUGUAUAUAUCCGUGAUAGGAAAUUCCGCCAUGAAUGGGGUGAAAAAGGUGGAAAUAAAUAAGCGACAAAGGGAGGAGGUGGUAGGGUUGGGGAGAGUUGAAAAAACCCUUUAUCUCCAUGGCUCAACAACAUUAGCUGCUUUGUCCAGCUGAAUGAUUUGGGGAAGCGCAGUUCCUGUCACGCUUUUCGCCGUCAUGAGAGAAAGACCGUAUUGGGGUGAGAUCUCGGGCAGUCUGUUCACGCUGUCGAAUGCGAAUGUGGCAUUUUUUGUGUGCUUCGGAAAAGCAUACUUCCGAAGAAGCACAUAUACUAAGAACAUCAGCGAGCGUGUCGGGAUUGGCGCAAAUCCAAUCAGAACCCGUGCAGUGGAUCAAUAAAACCGCAAGCAUACCGAUGGUGAUAGAAAUCUAAGUAGUUGAGAUAGCCAAUACACCUAGCCCAACGACUUGUCAUCCUUGUGGAUCCCUCGGUAAGACGACGAAAUAUGCGGCUGCAUCCGUUUCGAUGGUAAUUGAAUUCAAUGUAAGUCAAUUCUUGUUUGACGUAAAUUGAAAAAUCUCGUGCAGCACACACUCACGCAACUUGUGUGUGGGAAAGAAUCUCUCAAGCAGAGUCACAGCCAACAGAUUAGCCUCACACCUAUCCAUACACGUUUCGAUCCGUUGGUGGUCACCACACACAUACACAUACGAACAUGUACAGCAUCUUUGGUCUCGUGCUGUAUGUGUCGUAUUAUAUCGACCACCAGGAACCGGGUCAAACAGAAGAACGCUCCGAAAACCCUCAGCGGUGUGCUGCUUUGGAUGGUUGAAGGCAGGAGAUAGAGAACUGCUACAGCAGCUUUCCUGUGCCGUGUGUGAGAUCAAAACACAUACGCGAAUGCGCGUGGAACACUACUGUACACAAUCGCCGGGGCAGAUCAACGCAUGGGCAGAAAAAAUACAUACACACGUAUGCAGAACACAUGCUUGAAGCAACCGAACAUGACCCAAACCCCAUAGCUAGCGAGCAGCGAGCAUAGUUUGUCACCUGGGCGUGAGAUAUGUUCAAUGGUCGUGCUCACUAAUGUGUGAGUUGAGAUUCCUCAUGUAGUGCUCCUCACGAAUAGUGCUAGAGACACUAAGAUGUAAGGGGCGGUAUGUUGCGUCUUGUUUGUUUGGGUAAUGUGAAGCUAAUGCAGUUGACAAGAGCACAAUUUAAAGUCAAGCGAGCUAUCAUCUCGAAUGAUAAAGAAUAAAAACGAAUCACCAAUAGGACUGUUUUGAUCGGAAUCUACAUAUUUCUAUACCAACGUAGGAAUUAAAGAAAUGGCCGUCAGGAUCUUCACGAAGCAUUACUGUCCCACCGUCGUUAGAUUAGUAGUGGAACUUCGACCAAAGUGUCUCCAUUCUGAUCGAUUGGUCGAUAUGAGUGUGUGACGUCAGUGGACGUAAAAGGCCUCCCAACAUUACUUGCGCUUGGCUUAAGGAAAUGCCCAUCAUUAAAGUGUGUGUAUGCGGUGAUGUAGUUAGAAAGGCAAUGAGCGGAGCAAAGCAGAAGAAGGUCAGUUGUUGAUUAUAUGUUUUCGUUUUCCAUAAUGUCAACGAUUCAUGGUCAUGUCAUUGAGUAGCAACUGUGCGAAGAGAAAAAAAUUAUAAAAAAGGAAAGAGGAAGAAUCUGUAUAGCUGAAUAGAAAGAUCUAUUAGAAUUGGUUUUUACAUUGUGAAGCUUGUGAAAUGAGCGUGUGUAUAAAUCUUUUUCCCAAGGAUAGGUACGAGAAUGUGAGACUUGAGACGAAUAUUACGCACAUAAUAAUGGGAGAUAAUAUAUAAUACUAGCAAAGUUUAUAAAUUCUUUGAGGACUGGGCAAGGGAGGCCUUAAAUGUAGGUCAUUUUCUUCUCAUUCGGAAAUUAUUGAUCAUCGUCGAGGACCACCAGAGAAGUGCGGUGUGGGACUGGGACAGAUUAUUUCGUCUCUGAAGCAUAUAAUCGUGAUAGUUCCCCGAGAACUUUAUGUUGAGCUUCUCAACUACACUCCUCGCUCGUGUGGUUCAAAUAACACGAAAAUUGGAAAACACACGGCUUGCAAUGUGUGUCCUGAUUGAAAGAAUCGUUCGUGUCCGAACGGGGUUGAAGUUGGAAUUAUUUAUGAAAAUAUUGUCCCGGAACAAGCGUUGAAAAAUCGAUAUGGAAGGGGAUACAAGAUUUAUGUUUCUCAUCGAUUAGGAUCAUUUCCUGUCUUUAGUUCAUUUAGCGAUAUAAAACAGUGGUGGAAAAGAAUAGAGUCGCAUCAGCCUAGCCGAAUUGUAUAAAACUGUUGCGCACAGAUUGUAUGUUUUUUUAUUGAGUUUUACUAUGGACGAUGGACUAAAACGCACAAGACAUUGAAUGAAUUUAAAAUACUUUGCCAGGAGUAAGGCGUGUUUGUGUUUUGAGUCUAAAAUAGCUCAGUUGCGUUUUUUGUGUUCGCAUGUUUUAAUGAAUGGAAACUACUCCAUCUAUCUCUCGUCCAGAAACUGGACCCCCAUCGAGGGCGGUAAAGUUUUUCAAGUUUCCUUUCCACACCCAUUCCCACUCCUAGGCUGUUGCUGAAUGAAGAAUGUUACACCUACAUAAUUUACCGUUUGGAAAAGAGAAACAACAACUUUUCCGAUUUCCAAUACUCUCUCUGGUUCCGGUUGAACAGUAUAACAGUUCGUCUUAUUCGGUAAGUCCAAUGUUGGACAGAUGUGUAUAUCGCAGUCUACUAUUGUAUCUACUUCCUGUGCCGGGUCAGCUUGCGUGGUGUAAGUUGUUUGUUGUCUUGGGGAACUCUUCACUAGAGAAUCUGAAUAAAUGGUGGAAAUUUGCAGGAAUGGUGUUGGUCUGUUAUCGAUUUGUAUGUGUAUUAUGUUAAAUAUUUAACAGAUUCGUCCGUGCUUCGUUUGCCAUGGAUAGAUUUACUGAAUGCAGAGGUAAAUGUUUGAUUCCAGGCCGGAAAAUGAUCUUCAGUAAUGCUGAUAAUCACGUUCUCCAUCACUGUUGAUGGGAACUGGAAAUGAAGACGGUGUGUCCAAUGGAGCGUGUAAAUUGCAGAACCUUUUUUUAUUGCUAGCAACAUCCUGCUCUACCUCUACGUGGAUGUUUCUAUAGCAUUCGUUUGCCACGCGUGGGGUUUUACUGAAAGCGCCCACGUGAACGCAACGCGUGUGGCCUACCGUGCGUCUCCAUUCAGUUGUGUAUUAUUUUAAAAUCCUCCAUUCGCUAUGUGCACCUUUACUAAGCGUGCUGUGUUGCAGCAUAGCGAAUGGUGUGGAGUUGAGAGUUUCGAUUAAAAGCAAAUAACGUUUAAAAAACACAAUAAAAGUUUGAAGCAAAAAAAAAACGAUAGACAAACGGACAAUGAGGCUUAUGAACAUAUAUUAAACAUAGAAAAUCAACAACCUCUAGUUCCCGGUACAAUGGAACGAUUGGGAGAAUAUGAAGAAGGGAGGCAUGAAACCUAGAGGUGCAGACAAACACGCACAUAAUUUAUCACCACCACAUGGAGUGACAAAUGAUCGAAACAUAUGCUGCUAACAAAUCAUUUUCCUUUCCAGUGUGGCUGUCGUGGUUGUCUAUGCUUUUCCUCACAUUGCAACAAACCAACACCAGUACGUGUGAUAGAAAGCCAUGUGAGAAUGUUUGUAUGUAUGUGUGGGAGAGAGAGAAUUUAAUGUGCCCUCUGCAUUGAGUGCAGUUGCACACAGCGGUAAAGGCGAUGAAGAUGGGCACGAGCGUGAAUGGAAGAGAGAGAGAGAGAGAGAGACUUCACUCAGCUGGAGGUGGAUCUCAGACAAGAAAAUUGGAGAAACUCAUGCGAAUGGAAAACAUAAAUGAUAAAAUGUCGAAAAAGGAUAAAUGAGAGAGAAAGAGAGUAGUAAAUAUGUUGGUGUGAGAUGUUGUUUCACAAAGCAUGCAACCGAACCAUUCUGUACCAGCCAACGCAAUUCGUUCCACCAUUUUCCAUCCAUCAUUUCCUAUUUUUCCCCUAUAUGUAUCACAGAACGCUCGGAUUGAUUCGGUGCGGUUCGUUUCGGUUCGUUUCGGGUUGAUGAUUCGACUCGGUUCAGUACGGUUGUUUUGCACCGAUUUUUCACUCCUAUGUUCGCGGAACUCUACUUGGCUGCGGAUACGCACAUUCCUUCACAGGCCACUAUCCUGCGAACGCACGUGUCAAAGUAGGAUAAAAGAGAUAUUCACGGGCAGAGAGGAUUGUGCAUAUGUGUGGGUAAGUGAAAAUGAAAGCAUUGGUUUUUCCAUCAAGACCAACGUAUGUACUUCGCUGUAUAUGGCACAAAAGGUGAUGAGAGGUGGAAAUUUUCUUCGUCUCACGGAUGCUCUUGUUUUCAUUGGGCUGAUCAACUAAUAUACGCAUUUUAGGAAAUUUAAUGUAAAAAAAACUUGGUUUAAUUAAAUACAGUGGGACUCAUUUAUUGUAGAUUAAAGCAUAGUUGAAAUUCAUACAACAAAUUCAAAUAAACUAUGUAUAACCAUGCGCGAUUAGCAAUGAGAAACAGUUCUCCGAUACAGCUCACUCACAAUUGGUGAGUUUAUGUAUUCGCACAUCUUGGCAUGGUGAUAAGAAGAUGAUCAAAUAUAACCGAUAAUGAGUUAGUGACGAGUGAAGAGAGCGAAAUACCAUACAUUUCGACCUCACGCGUACAGAUUCUCGUUUCACACAAAACAUACACUAUCCGAGCCGCGAUCGGUCGUUUCUACGCUUACUCACGUCUCUCGCGUUUGCGGCACACAGCGUGAGGGACGUUCUUCUCACCCACGCUAUUCACUCUGGGAUCGUAACGCGUACGGUACGGACGUGCUUUUUGUGUUGCCUAACUGGCUGUUCGAUUUUCCUGCUAGUGCUGCUGCUGUACAGAAACGGCCGCAGCAAAGCAGAAGUAAGAGCACAGUGACGGCCAGUUUUCUCGUGAGCGCACACAUCACGAUAGUGACGUGAAAAUCCGUCUGCAAACGCAACGACGACGGUCGACAAGGCGCAAAAAAGGCAAAAAAUAUUACAGGCCCGAACGCGUCGCGCUUGGUCUUUUACGGUCGUGCUCAAAAGCUCUCCAAUAUCUCCUAUAGUAUGUACAAACUUUAAUGUGUGACUCCUACGCAGUAACUCAUACUGCGUUUGACAUCAGUGUUGUGGUAUUCAUGUAAAGUGUUGAGGAAAAUGUGUAUUUUAUUUGAAGUGCCAACUGUAUAUUGCUGAUAUUGCUAGUUCCAAAAGUAUAAAAGUAGCAGCAGACGGCUUAUACUGCAAUUUGUGUUAAAGUGAAACAGCAUCAUAUUCGGUAAACGGAAAUAUAGCCUGGCUGUAAAACAGUCCGCGUUUUGUUGGCCUUUGUAGACGUAUUGUGACUAUUCUCUUGUACUGUCAAAGGUUUGUUAGUAGCUGGCGGCAAAGGUUGGAUUGUUAAGCGCAGAAAAAAACAGGAAUGUCAAUCACCAUUUGGCAGCAAACUUAGAACACAGUAUGGCAUUGCAGAAAUCGUUCCAGCGUGUACUGCGGCUAACGUUGUUACGUACCACCAUCAUUGCAUAAUAGAGCGUGGAAAAAGCUGGACAGGAGAACAGUGCAACGUUUGUCGUCUUAGUGCUUGCUUCAAUUCCACGGAGUGGCCACCGAAUGUGCAUUCUAAAUGCGUGUAUGACAUAGGAAAAUACGGCGUGUCCGAUGUAUGGUCACUGUUUGUAGAUAUAUGCAUGAUCAACUUUACGAAGCAAUUGCAACAGAAGCUGGAAGGAGGGUGGUUGUGAAUACAUAUGUGCCCUUGAUCUUGACCCAGCGAAAACCUUUGGAAAAGUGAAUUAAAUUUUCUUUACAGUAAAACUCUCCAAUAGUGUGGUGAUGCAGUAUCAUUAGUCCCAACGGACGGUAAUAGCAAACUAGUACUUACCAACCAGUGCCAUAAAUAAUCAGGGGGGGAGAGAGAAAAAGAGUGGCAAAGAGAAACAGAGAGAGAGAGAGAGAGAGAGAGAGAGAGAGAAAGGGAGAGACAACACGCAAAACCGGUGAAAAGAAGCGAAACUCACACCUCUUUAGAGUAGCGCUCAGUUCAGGACGAACCGCCGGACAUCUCGAUUUCGAUCAGGAUAGCCGGCGAGAACAAGCGCUCACGAUGGGACGGAAAAAGAUACAGAUUUCUAGGAUAACGGACGAACGGAACCGACAGGUGACGUUUAACAAGCGCAAGUUUGGCGUGAUGAAGAAGGCGUACGAAUUGUCCGUGCUGUGCGAUUGCGAGAUUGCACUGAUCAUCUUCAGCAGCAGCAACAAACUGUAUCAGUACGCCAGUACGGACAUGGACAAGGUGUUGCUGAAGUAUACAGAAUACAACGAGCCGCACGAGUCGCUGACGAACAAGAACAUAAUUGAGAAAGAAAACAAAAAUGGCACCAUGUCACCGGACUCGCCGGAACCAGAGGACAGCUACACGCUCACGCCACGCACCGAGGCCAAGUACAACAAAAUCGACGAGGACUUUCAAAUCAUGAUGCAGCGUAACCAGCAGCUGACGGCGGGCGGUGCACGGCCGAAUAUGGCCACGAACAGCUACUCGUUGCCGGUUUCGGUGCCGGUAUCGGUACCCGUGAUCGGCACGUACAACGACACGAUGCUCCAGAGCAGCCCGCAGAUGGCACAUAAUAGUAUUAGUCCACGGCCCUCCAGCUCCGAGACGGAUUCGGUUUAUCCUUCUGGCGGUAUAUUGGAAAUGUCCAACGGUUAUCCACAUUCUGCGUCCCCCCUCGGUGGAUCACCCAGUCCCGGUCCGAGUCCAGGUAUUGGCUCUCAUCAGGCGCAUAACAAUAACAAUAACACCCAUAACACGCAUAACAAAAAGUUCCAUUUCGAUAAUGCAGUGCAAACGAUAAAGCAGAGUCCGUCGGGUGGUAGCGGCAGUUCUGGAUCACGUUCGACUAAUCUGCGAGUAGUGAUACCGACCCCGAUGAACCCGACCAUUACUGCAGACGACAUCUCGUACGUGGAACAUACGCGGCAGCAAACGAAUUUAAAUACACCGGUAGUGGCACUCCAGACACCGAUACCGGGACUUACGAACUACACUACCACGCUUGGUUCGUUCGGUGCACAGGACUUCUCGCUCAACUCGGACAUCAUGAUCGGACCGUGGGGUGCGGCAUCAAGUCACAGUCAAAACUCGUCGGCCGCAGCUGCAGCUGCCGCCAUGGGCAGUCUCCAGCACUCGAGAAUACUUUUCAGCGGUUUGCCCCAUCUAGCUGUAUCGAACAGUACUCCACCCCCGUCAACUUCACCACUGUCGGUGAAGAUAAAGGCGGAACCGAUCUCACCGCCGCGGGACCACCACAACACGUCGCACCAUCACGGUGUGUCGGGGGGUGGUGCUGGUACCACUGCGACCGGUGGAUCGGCAACAGGUGCAAAUGGCGUCCAGUCUGCGGGAGCAUCUGGGUCCAGCAGCAGUGUCAAUACGACCAGCAACAGUAACAACGGAAGCAGCACCAGCCAACCGAAUGGCGCACAGCAACUAACAGCGAUGGGCAAUGUUGUUGUGAGUGGCGGUGGAGGAGCAGGAACGACCUCACUAGGAGCCAACCUUAACCAUAGCCACCUGAUACAUUCACGACCUUCCUCGACCGGCCACCUAACACCGACCCCGGCAGAUUCUUAUAUGCCUAUCGGUGGGCACAUGGCAGGUUCCGUUACGCCAACGAAUGCACCCUCACCGGUGGACAUCCGGCAUCUCAGCACUGGCGGUAGCCACCUGCCGGAAUACGAUUCACCCUCUACACAGGCGCAUAAAAGACCAAGAAUAUCUGAGGGCUGGGCCACAUAGCCCCUAAAGACUAGCGGCGGUACCGGUGCGGGCACUGGUGGUGGAAACCGUGGGGCAGAAGGUUCCGCGUGCUACCUGGAUGACAACUCAAACCACGUGGUGGUGAUUUCGGAUGCGGA